UGAUUUGCUCGUCAUAUCAAUCCGUUCAAUGCCUUUGCUCACCCUACAAGCUAUUUAUUCCACCAUCCUACACUUGUUCGUCACCUCCACUGUGUUGCAAUAACACCGACAAGACGGCCAUUCCAUCCGGUCCACAGCCUAGAAUCCUUAUCCCUUAUCUAUCUCUCUCCCUCACUCCCUCACGCACAACAACCUAACCGAAGCUGUCCCCCGUCACUUUUAGAACAAAACCUUAGCACCCAACCACACCCGCCGCUCAAUUUAUCGAUCACUCUUAAUACGACCGUGUACCAUCUUCCUGCCACUUUCCCACAUUGUCGAGAACAUAGACACACAAGCAAACAUGUCUACCGCAUCAGUACAACCUCCCGUCAUCCCUCCCCGGCCCUCCAGGAGUCAGGACAGGGAGGAGAACACGAAUACUUCGUCCCUACCCAAGAUCCCUCCUCGGCCUAUUAAGCGUUUUGACCGCUCCAUCUCUCCGAAUCCCGAUCGCUUUGCGCCUUCGCCUCUGAAUGAGAGCCCCUUCUCAAGGAGUCCCAAGGCCACCCGUUCGUCACCGAGCAAUGGUUUCUUGUCCUCGCAGGACCCCAUUCACAACCGUCCUGGCAGCGUCUCCAUGCCUUCUGUCGGCGAGGAGGGCAAUGAAUACGACGUCGUUGGCGAAGGCUUGGCCAAGUCAUAUCCUAAGGCCCCUGCCUCGCCGGAGCACACCCGCUUCGCUGCCGAGGACCUCAAGCUACAUGCUCCCAAGCCCACUUUCCCGGCUCAAAGCGCGAAACAGAGGGUCAUGGCCGUUACCCGUACCGACUCCGACAGGGCUGCCUCCUAUGGCAUUGGGAAGCCUAGCAGCGAAGAGGCCACCAGGCCCAAUAGUCUUAGAAGGAAGGCCAGCUCUAGCGGCAUGUCGCAAAAGUCGGAAAGUGCUUUUGGCGACGAGGAGCAUGGUAUUCCCGAAAUUGGCCAGCGUGUGCCCAUGAACCCCAACCUCGGCGACGUUCAAGCUCCAUCUCCUGCGCCGGGCUCCGGCGUCACCGAGGGCCUCCGCUCGGGCACCCCUCGUCACCAUUCCCGCAAGCAUAGCUCGCGCGGUUUCAACGAGCUCCCUCCCGGCAGUUACGGUCUCCAUGGCCAUACUUCAGCACCUCCGACGGACAAAUUCGAGAGGGCUUGGUACGAGAAGCACCCAGACUUCCUGAAAAAGGACUGCAAACCUUCCCUUCACGAUCGUCAAAAUGACUACGCCAUGAGCAGCACGGAUUUGAACAAGAUUGUCAAAGAGACUCAUAGCCGAGGUUCAGGAAUGGGCACCUCCGCUGCGUAUGUUGGUACUCCUAGCGAGGAGGUCGGUUAUCAGGCGUCCGAGGAGUACACCUCCCGCAUGUCUUCUCCCGAACUUCAGCGCAUCAAGUCUCCCCUGAGUCCUCUGAGAGAUUCUCACCCCGAGCUCUCGGUCUCGUCGCCUGACAACGCAGCCACCCCUGGCAGCAAUGAGGGCACGAUUCACGUCGAUGAAUCUCACAACCGCCGCCGAAGCUUCGUUUCCCACGAUCCCAGUCACGAGACUAAGUACAACGCACCCAUCCUAGCCGAGGACGAGCUUGAGAAGGGCGCGCAUCCCUACGAUCUCCAGCCGGCCGUCGAGCCGCCGCCAGAACGCUCCGGUAGUGCUUUCGAGAUCGAGAGGGCCCCGAGUAGACCCACAAGUAGACCCACCAGCAUGUACAACAACCAGUCACAAACGGAGCUGACAUCGACUCCUCUGGAAGACGUCGAGGAGUACGAGCCGCUGUUCGACGAGGACGGCACUGAGGUGAAGAAGUCCGACUCCGUGGCAAACACUUGGAAGCCUCGCCACAAGUUCCCGAGCAAGGACGUUUGGGAAGAUGCCCCCGACAGCGUGAACUACACCGCCGAAGUGUCGACACCCGAGCCAACGGAGACGGAACGUCCUUCGUCCAGGCGUCGCUCCGAACUGCCUACCGAGAAUCCUGCGCUUGAGUUUGCUCGUAAACAAGAGGAGCUUGCUGAGCAGGAAGCCCGCGGCAUCCACAUCAAAGAGAAGAAGCCGGUGCCUGUUGCUCUGCAACAUGUGAAGGACGAAGCUCGACCGCAAAUGGCGAACCGCUUCCCCAGUCGCGAUGUCUGGGAGGACACACCAGAAAGUCUGAUGCACGAGGCUGUCGUCGAUACCCCAGAGCCCACCGAAGAGUCCCCGGUCGAGAAGCCGUACGUUCCAGCUCGCCCCCAAAAGAAGGGCUCCGAUUCCAGUGCUUCUACGGAAUCGCCCUCAAUUCCUGAGCGCCCGAGGCCCAAGCACACUCAAAGCAGCGAUGAUAAAUCGAAGCCCACGGUCUCGGAGAAACCUAAGCCUCAAGUUCCAGUCCGCCCUGCCAAGGCUUUCCCCUCCGGUACCGACCUCAAGGAUCAGGAUUCUGCCCCGAAGCAGAAGCCAGCUGUUCCGGCCAGGCCUGCCGGAGGUAAAAUUGCCGCCCUUCAGGCUGGCUUUUUGUCUGAUCUUAACAAGCGCCUGCAAAUUGGUCCUCAAGCUCCCAAGAAGGACGAGCCGCCUGCUGCAGAAGCCGUUGAGGAGAAGGAGAAGGCGCCACUGUCCGAUGCUAGGAAAGGACGUGCUCGCGGCCCCCAGCGCAGGGCUCCUGCAGCUAAGACCCUAGUCCCUGCUGCCGAGCCCAAGGCGGGACCUACGUUGUCCUUCUCCCCAUUGAGAACUUGCUGGAGUAUCGGUGACAGUGGAGUACUCGAGGUCGAAGAGGCAUCAAAACUGGAGCUCACCAAGGAGCCAGUCCCCCAGGCCGAAGGUACUUCGGAGGAAGUUGAGGAAGUCAAGGAAGUCGGAUUGGACACAGAAUCAGUUGAGCCUGAGACCACAGCUGAGACGGUUCCGGGAGAGCCAGUCGCCAAGGAGCUAUCUGAAGAUAAGCCCGAAGAAGCUAAGGUCGAGGUUCCCGCGUCUGUCGACGCCGAGGUCGAGGCGCCGAAGGAAAAGGCCAAGACCCUUGCUGCCAACACUGCUGGCGAGCCUGUGAUCGAGACAACCCUGGCGGAUAAGAAAGAAGAUGUUGAGCCCGUCGAGGUGAAGCAGACGGGGGGCGAGGCAGCUUGAUUGCCAUAGGUUGCCCAACACGAGAGUGAGUUACUGUUGUAUGGCACGAAGUGGAGAAAAGCAUUAGACAUGCAUCCUGUUUACAUGCAUGGUUUUGCUUCGUCGGUCUGAUGGUUUCUGGGUCACCGAGUACCUUCCCUCCGUUCCCUAACUUUUUUUGGCCGCAAGGCUUAACAGCGUUUUUUUGUGUUGAUUAGGUAGCAAUCUGAUACUGCGUUGUUGUCUCUUUCCUAUGGAAGGACAGCGUACCGCCCUACGCGUCGGCUUGUGGAUGAAAUCAUACAUAGCCUGGUGCGUGAUGUAGUCGCCUACGUACGUUCAAGGUAACCCGAGGAUGCCAACUUCAUCUGAUGUCAUGAUGAUAUCCUUCUUUACGGUAAGGGUGUAUUAUCGUCCUGUGCCCCUUGCAUACACAGUAACUUACUAGUAGGUAAGUUGAAGACCCCCAGUCCAAGGAACAAGAACUGGAGUGGCCUAGAACGAUAUGAUAGGUAAGUGAUGAGCUUGGUUGAAGAUAGCUGAGUAUAGGUGUAUUGGGCUAUUGGAUGCACGUGACAGCAAUUAGGUACUCGUAAACCAGACAUCCAGACUUAGAUAAUUAGUUGUUCAUUUAAUCCUAGAGAAAAAGACUAAUAUAGUCUGACAGAAAAAAAAAAGAG
This is a messenger RNA of Colletotrichum destructivum, 3783 nucleotides long. Its product is annotated as Putative altered inheritance of mitochondria protein. The record is from RefSeq and is a predicted model, not a curated record. Bases 344 to 3124 code for a protein of 926 amino acids. NCBI's taxonomy places the organism in Eukaryota, Fungi, Ascomycota, Sordariomycetes, Glomerellales, Glomerellaceae. The transcript has 3 exons.